Molecule: messenger RNA, 1341 nt
Organism: Rhagoletis pomonella (apple maggot)
Lineage: Eukaryota; Metazoa; Arthropoda; Insecta; Diptera; Tephritidae
Exons: 1
Source: RefSeq, a predicted model, not a curated record
GUCACCAAGCCGAGUGUGUCAAGUCUACGCGAAUUCAUCGAUAGAAUUAAUGCUAAUCUGCGCGCCAUGCAAUCGCUGGCGACCACCAUUCAAAUUGCUGAUGGAAUAAUUCUUCACCUAGUAACGUCUAAGCUAGGCGAAAAUACGCGAAGCAAAUGGGAAGAAGAAGUGGCUGCUAAAUUUGAUCGAAAGUCAGUACCCACCUUGCAGCUUCCAACAUGGAACGAUUUGGCAGAUUUUCUCGAACGCCGAUGCCAAACGUUCAAUAUCAUUGAAUCCAAUCAAUCAAGCUCAAAUCGGUCCGCCAGUCACCAAAAUCCUACAUCGAAACCAUAUUCAUCGAAACAGCUCUCUUUCACCACCACAACUGCGUCGUCGAAAUGCCCACAUUGUGAAACAAGGCCAUAUCAUAACGCAUUCAAUUGUGCCAAGUUCAUGAAAAUGGAUCCUCUUGAGCGGUACAAUUUGAUUAAACGGUUAAAAUUAUGUCUCAAUUGCUUUGGUUUCAACCACUCGUCGAAUCAAUGCCCAUCACUUCGUCGGUGCCAGCACUGUCGUGCGAGCCACCACACUUUGCUGCAUCGCACAUAUGGUAGCAAGGCAGACGACAACAACAAAAGGGAAGAUGGGAAUGCUGAGAAAUCAACAACGCUACAGGCUGGUAUCGUUACAGGUGAAGUCAUUCUCGCUACAGCUCUAGUUCGUUUAUGUAACACUGCGGGAAGCUCUCUCAUGGCACGUGUGUUGUUGGACUCAGGUUCUCAGCUCCAUUUUGUCACCGAAAGAAUUGCACAGCAUCUUCGGUUACCGCGCAAAAAGCGCAGCAUAGAGGUAACGGGCAUUGGAUCUACAACAACGAAAACGCAGCAAGUAUGCUGUGUUGUACUAAAAUCGCGCCAUACAGCAUUUUCGUCGACUUUGGAAGCGGUUAUCAUACCAACAAUAACUUCGUGUCAACCCAGCAAUCGUGUCAGCAUUGAGAAAUGGAAUUUUCCUAACAACAUAAAGUUGGCAGAUGAACAGUUCUACGAGCCAGCAACGAUCGAUUGUCUUAUUGGAGCAGCGUUGUUUUAUGAUUUGCUUCUCGUCGGUCAAAUCAAGCUGCGCAACAAUUCGCCGGUUCUGCAGAAAACUAAACUCGGUUGGAUAGUUUCUGGCAUCGCUAACUCAUCUGCACCAAUAGCUUCAUCACCAAAAACCUCAUCGUUGAAUAAAUCAUCGGCCUAUAUGGCAUUUCUCACCAUGUCCGAAGAACCAGUUCUCGAUCAGCUGUUGCAAACCUUUUGGGCAUUGGAAGAACACCACACCAAUUCAUCAACGUCAGUUUCGGCAAGCAUGUGA